Messenger RNA from Drepanopeziza brunnea f. sp. 'multigermtubi' MB_m1, 1857 nucleotides. RefSeq lists its product as uncharacterized. Gene Ontology annotation, molecular function: solute:inorganic anion antiporter activity. NCBI's taxonomy places the organism in Eukaryota, Fungi, Ascomycota, Leotiomycetes, Helotiales, Drepanopezizaceae. The record is from RefSeq and is a predicted model, not a curated record. Gene Ontology annotation, biological process: borate transport; monoatomic ion homeostasis; monoatomic anion transport. Gene Ontology annotation, cellular component: plasma membrane; basolateral plasma membrane.
AUGGAACCAGCACACGCCUCUUCGACGACAGUUGGUCUCGGCUCUGGCUCCCCUCCAGAUUCUAUCAACCCGAUCCCCCCACCGCCAGAAGAAAAGUCUCGCCAUGAUUAUCAGCCUAGGGAUCCAACGCCACCAAGGCCAGCUCCAGAUUACACUUUCGACGGCUUGACAGGAUGGCGACGCUACCGAGUCCUGAGACCGUGUCGAGGCAUGUAUCAUGAUAUACGUCGCCGUCUACCUUACUACAUGAGCGACAUCACCGAUGCGUUCACGUACCGAACUUUUGCAAGUACUGUUCGCAUGUACUUCGUCAAUCUCCUCCCAGCCCUGGCGUAUACUCUUGACAUGGAGCGCCGCACCGGCGGCUUCUAUGGCAUCAACGAGUCUCUGUUUGCCUCCGCGCUGGCGGCCCUUGUCUUCAGCAUUCUCAGCGCCCAGCCCCUGACUAUCGUCGGAAUCACUGGCCUGAUCUCCCUGUUCAACUACACCAUCUACGACAUCAUCAAGGAGUAUGAUGUGACGCUGUACCCGCGCUUCAUGGCCUGGACGGCCAUCUGGGCGGCGGUGUGGCACUGGGUGGUCGCGGUGGGAAACCUGUGCGACUACAUGCGGUACGUGACGGAUUUCUCGAGCGAGACGUUUGGGAUGUACGUCGGCAUUAUCUACAUGAUCAAGGGUGUAGAGGAGCUGGUGAGCCUGUUCGACGAGUUUGGGAGCGUGGAUGGGUAUCUGAGCAUCGUCAUUGCGCUUUUAUUUUCGGGGACGGUGUACACUCUCGAGAAAAUCGGGACUGGCGUGCUGGCGAAACCGUGGAUGAGGGGGUUGCUUGCUGAUUAUGCUUAUCCUAUCAGUACUAUCUUCUGGGUGGGCUUUGCACAUAUCCCAGGAACUAUCAAGAGAGCAAACAUCAGCAGGCUUGACAUCACCCGAGCGUUCUAUCCAACGCUGCCUCGAGACUGGCUGAUUGAGUUUUGGACGCUGGAUGCGAAGUGGGUCUUCGUCGCUAUGCCCUUUGGGUUCUUGGUCAUGUUACUUUUCUACUACGACCACAAUGUCAGCAGUCUGACCGCCCAGGCUAAACAAUACCCUCUCAAGAAGCCCGGUGGGUUUCACUGGGAUUUCUUCCUCCUGGGGUGCACAACAUUCAUCUCAGGCAUCAUUGGCAUCCCCUUGCCCAAUGGCCUCGUUCCACAGGCGCCAGUCCAUACCGAAUCCCUCACAGUCUACGAGACCGACCUCAAGAUCAUCACCACCGAAGAAGGCGAAGGGCACGAGAUUCGCAGACCCGUCAUCAGAGCCUCCAAGGUCGUCGAGCAGCGCAUCUCUCAUCUGCUCAUGGGUCUCGCUAUUAUAGGCACCAUGACCGGCCCGCUCUUGACGGUCCUGCACACCAUGCCGCGAGCACUUUUCGCCGGUGUCUUUUUCGUCGUCGGUUGGGGUUCGAUCGAAAGUAACGGCAUCACCAAGAAGCUCCUCUUCCUGAUAAGCGAGCGCCGCUUCAUCCAACCAGCCGAGCCCCUGCUCCGCAUCCGUCGCCGCAAGAUCUGCCUCUACCUCGCUUGCCAGAUCGUCGGCUGGGCUCUCCCAGUAGCCAUCUCUCAGACUAUUGCUGCCAUUGGCUUCCCGGUACUGGUCUGCGUCUUGAUUCCCUUCCGCUGGUGCCUGAUGCCAAGGUGGUUCACGGUCAAGGAGCUGGAAGUCAUGGAUGCCUUGACCGCUGACAACGAGGUUGUGCUGGCCAGUCUCGGUGGUGCGCCACGGCUACCCUGCUCCUCAACCGCGGACGGGUAUGCAUUAGAGCGGGGGUUCAGUGGUGGUAAGACGGCGAGAUUGCAAGUUGCGACCAGUCAUCAAUAG